GUUUGGAGACUCCCACCCGGGGAGCGCGGCUGGGUCGCCGGAGCCGGCUGCGUCCUUUGUGCGGCGCUCCGGCGGCGCAGCUGCGGGACGGGGACGGCAUGUGGACGCCGUGGGGGUUUCUCUCCAAUGCCCAAACUCUGGAAAGAGCGCUCUGCGAGGCGAGCAUGGUGUGAGGGGCGCGCGCCGGGGACGCGCACCACACGGGGCAGUCAUGACUUCGGCCGCCGCGGAGAUUAAGAAACCACCACUGGCCCCCAAGCCAAAGAUUGUGGGGGCAAAUAAUCGGUCAGUUCCUCCUCCUGUUGCACCUAAACCUGACACUGUGAUUGCUAGUGCUCCACAACGAAUAAAGAAAACGAAACCAAAAAUUGCACCCAAACCCAAAGUUCUGAAGAGCUCACUUGUUAAUGACAUUGGACAGCCUCCAUCACGGAGAUGCACUGUGAACCUGGAAGAGCAGAAACCAGAAUUACCUGAAAGCAGGGACAACUUCAGUUGCAAAAAUGAAGAGGAGCAGCUGGGCAAUGAUUCUGUUUUACCAGGGUAUUCUUAUUCUUCUGAGUGUACCAGGAAGCCUGGAAGUAGAGAGAAUGUGUAUGUAAAGCAGCUUGUUUUGGAGCCUCUGAAAAUGAAAGAAAAAUUAGAAAAUAGUAAAUUCAACAAGCCCUCUUUGACUACUCAAAGUAGGAAUAAAUGGGAUUCUUGUGAAAAUUGCCGGAGCCCAAGUGGAGUAUUAAAGGCCAGCGUCCUUGGAGAAAAGCUCAAUGAUGUUUCCACAUAUCAAACACCAACUUGUAGUUCUCCACAGAAGCACAGAUCUACAGAAAACCCAGAAAUGAAUGGGGGCCACAAUUCCAACAGACAGUGCAGAACUGAAUUUUCAAAUUUGUCCAGCUUGGAAAAAGUUCCUGCUCCUCAAAACUGCCAUCCACAGCUUCCUGAUUUGCAAAAUCUUAAAACUUGUCAGGACGGCAGUGAAAAAAGCAAUAGUUGUUUUCAUUCAUCUGAACUAGCUGCUCCAGAAAACGAUAAAAGGAAUGCUUUUCUAUCUUCAGAUGUAGUAAGCAAGAAAACAGAAGUUGAAGACUUUCCUCCCCUAAAAAUUUCCUUAGUACCACAUACCCUCAAAUUUCCAACUCCCAAGCCCAGAAAGAAUUUCACUGCUCGUCUGUUACGUCAGAAGUGUGUAGAUACUCCUAGUGAAAGUACUGAAGAAGCUGAGGGUUCAAAUAACAGCUCUUCCUGUUGUACUGAAAAUAAUUUGAAAAGCAGUAAUGUCCAUUUUCUUCAUCAGAAUGUUGUGACUAUCCAGAAACAAAUGGACAAAGAGAAGCCAGAAAAUACAGGUGAAUUGCAUACUGACUGUAGCAGUGACAGCCCAGACAUCAUCGAUUCACAGAAAGCCGUGUGGCAUGCAACAUCCUCCUUUGAAGAAAUGGCACCUUCUUUAGAUACAGAUUCUAAUGUGCCUGGUGACUGCGGGCCAGUAGAUGGUUGUAGCAUGUCACCUGCUGUGGACAAAGGGGCUGAUUUUAUAAGAUGCAGUGCUCUGUCUUUGAGCCUGCCUACGCAGGUUAAAUUAAAGUGCAGUGAACAUCUGCCAGCUGCCUGUAACCUGGAAGUGACUGUCUCUCAAUUGCAAAAGGGAUGUAUAAAGAAAGAAGAAAGUUCUUCAAGAAUUGUCCCCAAGAAGCCUCAGAGACACAGCUUGCCUGCAGCAGGACUGCUUAAAAAGGCUGCCUCUGAGGAGCUUGUGGAGAAAGGUUCUUAUCCUUCUAGUAGAGAAAAAAAUCCGGAGAAAAGUCUAGAAAGCAAUCACCUUCAGCAUUUGGGUGCCCGGAACCAUGGUAUGCCAUCAUCAUCCUAUGAUAUGCCUGGCCAACCAUCAGAAAAACCGGUGUGGAAAUUACCUCAUCCUAUUUUACCCUUUUAUGGGAACCCAGAAUCCCUAAAGUCUAUCAUUGUCUCCUCAAAUACUGAACCUUCCAUUUCUUUGACCAAACCUAGAGCAAAAUCAUUAUCUGCUGUGGAUACGAUCAAGUGCAGUAAGCCUUACAAAGAGUCUCCAAAGAAGAAUUCUUUGAAAAAGUUGCUUAAUAUGAAAUUGUCCAUUAGUUUCUCGAAGAGUGACAUUCAGAAAUUUUGGUCCAAGAGUAGCCAGCUCAAAGAUGCAUUCCCAAGCAGCGUGUCUGGUAAGGAGCAAAAAGGGAUUGACAGUGAUUGGCCUAGCUUCAUGGUGGGAGAAAAGAAGAGAAGUAAACCCACAAAGGCAUAUUCUGCAGAUAACUGUAGCCCUGAAGCUCAAAAGAAGAAGAAAUCCUGGAACCAGACAAGUGCAGCUAAUGGUCUGAGAGCUGAGUCUUUGGAUGACCAAAUGCUGUCUAGGGAGUCAUCACGUCAGGUGUCUAACAAAUCUGUUAUAAGCAGCUGUGCACCAGAGUAUGAAAAUGUACGCUAUUAUGAGGAAAUACCAGAGUAUGAAAACUUUCCAUUUAUUAUGGCGAUACAGAAUUCUCUGGAGUUGGAAUUGCAGAAGUCCAGCAGUGUGGAGGACACUGAUACAAAUGUGUAUGAAGUAGAAGAACCAUAUGAAGCCACAGAUGGCCAGGUGCAACUUGGAUCCAGACCUCAGCAUUCCAGGAGUUCCGGAGCAUCCCAGGAAGUUCAGGAUGAUCUUGACCUUGGUCUUGGUGACCUGCCCUCUGAAGAGGAGGAAGUCAUUAACAGUUCUGAUGAAGAUGAAGAUGCUGGAAUGAAAAAUAAAGUUUGUCACAUUGCCAAGGAGAUCAUGAGCUCAGAGAAAGUGUUUGUGGAUGUAUUAAAACUUUUGCAUAUUGACUUCCGGGAUGCGGUGGCCCAUGCUUCCCGGCAACUUGGGAAGCCCAUAAUUGAGGACCGGAUCCUAAAUCAGAUCUUGUACUACCUGCCACAGCUUUAUGAACUCAACCGGGAUCUUCUGAAGGAGCUGGAGGAAAGAUUAUUGAACUGUCAGCUGUGGAUUGAUGAUUUUGAGUGUCCAGCCAUUGGCAUCCUGAGCUCAAUAUGUGUCAUUAAAAAAUAUUUAAUUGUGCACCCACUUAAGGAGGAGGCAGACUUUAAUGCACGGUGUAGUCACAGCAGAAUCAUGGGCUUACAUCUCUUUGGAGAAAGCAUUGAAAAUUAUUUGAACAAUCUCUUAGAGGACUCUGGAGAUUACAGAGAUACUCAAGAUGCCCUUGCUGUUGUUAUAGAGGUGGCUAACCAUGCUAAUGACACCAUGAAGCAAGGAGACAACUUUCAGAAGCUUAUGCAAAUCCAGUACAGCUUAAAUGGACACCAUGAAAUAGUACAGCCUGGACGUGUUUUUCUCAAAGAAGGAAUUCUGAUGAAGCUGUCUCGGAAGGUCAUGCAGCCCCGAAUGUUUUUCCUGUUUAAUGAUGCCCUGCUGUAUACAACACCUAUGCAAUCUGGGAUAUAUAAACUGAACAACAUGCUAUCCUUGGCUGGAAUGAAGGUCAGAAAACCCACUCAAGAAGGAUAUCAGAAUGAAUUAAAGAUUGAAAGUGUUGAACGUUCCUUCAUCCUCUCAGCCAGUUCUGCCACAGAAAGGGAUGAAUGGCUUGAGGCAAUUUCCAGGUCAAUAGAAGACUAUGCCAAGAAAAAAAUCACCUUCUGUCCCAGUAAGAGUCUUGAUGAGGCAGACUCAGAAAAUAAAGAAGAAGUCAGUCCCCUUGGGUCGAAGGCUCCCAUUUGGAUUCCUGAUACCAGAGCCACGAUGUGUAUGAUCUGCACCAGUGAAUUCACUCUGACCUGGAGACGGCACCACUGCCGAGCCUGCGGAAAGAUUGUAUGUCAGGCUUGUUCAUCAAAUAAGUAUGGUUUGGAUUACCUGAAAAAUCAACUAGCAAGAGUAUGUGAACAGUGUUUCCAAGAAUUGCAGAGAUUAGGUCACCAGCACUCCCCUAGAAUUGGAUCUCCUGGAAACCACAAAUCUCCUUCAAGUGCCUUAUCAUCUGUCUUACAAAGUAUCCCACCAGGGAGGAGACAGAAAAAAAUCCCAGCAGCUCUCAAAGAAGUAUCAGCAAACACAGAAGACUCUUCCAUGAGUGGCUACUUGUACAGAUCAAAGGGCAAUAAAAAAACAUGGAAGCAUUUGUGGUUUGUCAUAAAAAACAAAGUAUUAUAUACCUAUGCUGCAAGUGAGGACGUGGCAGCUUUGGAGAGUCAGCCUUUAUUAGGAUUCACUGUCAGUCAAGUCAAAGAUGAAAAUUCAGAGUCUAAAGUAUUUCAGUUACUGCACAAAAAUAUGGUAUUUUAUGUAUUCAAAGCAGAUGAUGCUCACUCAGCUCAGAAGUGGAUAGAAGCAUUUCAGGAAGGCACAAUAUUGUAGCAGUAUUGGUUUCAUUUCUUCUGUGAUUCCAAGGAUGUGAAUUCAUCAGAAUGGAGUAAAAGCAAUUCAAACAUUAAUAAAAAUGAACUGCCAAGAUAAAUCUAACCAAACUAUUCAUCACAUUUAAGAAGUUAUUUUUUAGGUAUAUGUAGCUAUUUUUUAAAGUUUGUUUUUCAUACGUGUUAUUUAUUAAAAUUUUGAUGUUUACUUGAUGGUCAGAAUUAUUUUUGACAUUCACACUAAAUUAUAAUGUAGUAUUUCUUUAGAGACCAGAAAACUUGCCUUGUACUGUAUUUUGUUAUACUGCCCACACUGCUGUUUUCUCUUUUACAUUAGGUGACAUUUUCCCUAGUGGUAGAGCUUUGUAAGUAACAAUCACAACUCAAGGAGCGAACUUCCAUGCAGUGUUUGGUUUAGAAAUCAUGAUUAUAUCAAAUUGCUGGUAAAAAAAAAAAUUCAUGUCUUUCAAUCAUAACAUUAGAUGAAUUUUUGCUAUCUCUUAGUAGAAAAACACAUGGCCAUCUGCUACCUCAGUAACUGAAAUGAAAUUCCAGUAAUUUAGCUUAAGUAUUUCUACUUUAUGAACAUCUUUGGGCAUGAAUUAAUGGUAUAUCAUCAAAGCAAAGGGAUAGAAAUCUGAAUUUUUUCCAAUUGUAAGAAUGGGGAUGCUUUUCUUUGCAAAGGGAUACAUAUGAUUUUAUGGGCUUUUCAUUUAGUACAUUCUUUUUUUAAAGCUAGUUCAACACAAAAAUUAUUAUAUUUUUAAUAGCAAAAUAUGACAGGUUUUAUAUUACACAAUAUCCCUUACUAUAGUAAGAAACAUAUCGGUGGUAUUAAGACCUAAAAAGAAUGUUAAUUCCUAUAAUAUUGUGUUUUUAAAAAUGAACUGGAAUUACCAUAUCAGAAAAACACAAAAUCUAAGCCAGUAUUACAUUAAAUUGUAUAUUUUUGGAGAGUUUUUUUUUAAUCAUUCUAUGAUAUGGCCUGCUUAGUAAUUAAAAUAAUUUAUUUUUUUAACUGUCUGUACAACUCAUUAGAAAAGAUUUACAGUGGCUGGGAAUGUGAU
Molecule: messenger RNA, 5435 nt
Organism: Dipodomys ordii (Ord's kangaroo rat)
Lineage: Eukaryota; Metazoa; Chordata; Mammalia; Rodentia; Heteromyidae
Gene: Fgd6
Product: FYVE, RhoGEF and PH domain containing 6
Exons: 22
Coding region: 212-4369 (1385 amino acids)
Cellular component (GO): cytoplasm
Molecular function (GO): guanyl-nucleotide exchange factor activity; metal ion binding
Source: RefSeq, a predicted model, not a curated record